Messenger RNA from Danio rerio (zebrafish), 594 nucleotides. It is a transcript of the gene ngfb, whose product is annotated as nerve growth factor b (beta polypeptide). Gene Ontology annotation, molecular function: signaling receptor binding. The record is from RefSeq and is marked validated. NCBI's taxonomy places the organism in Eukaryota, Metazoa, Chordata, Actinopteri, Cypriniformes, Danionidae. Gene Ontology annotation, cellular component: extracellular region.
AGACUGAGCACUUCUGCCUCAAACUACCACAGCAAUCAAUUUCCCAACAACAGGAGCCGCUUCACACCGCUGACAAGAGCACACUGGUCCACAAUUCAGGAUUAAACCCUGGAGCAAAAGUGGAAUAUUGAAACCUAAAAUCAAGGCAUCAUCUGAGUAACUUUCUAAAGUCAUAAGAGAGCGAAGGAGGAGGAGGAGGAGAGAGGGGCUUUCAAACUUCAGGAUCAUCAGGUUACGGUUGCGUUUGGGGCCGUAGCAGUUCUUUCAGCUGCGGCACACAUGCACACAUGACUCAUAUUACCUCCAGUCAUACGCUGGUCGGGACGGAGCAUCAGGUCAGACAUGCCUUCCAUAUUUUUCAUAUCGUGAAGAUCUGAACAAACUGUCUGUGCUCGUUUUUUUCUGCUUCUUCAUGUUUUUUCUGUGUGUUAUAAGGCAGACGUGACCGAAGCAGAUCAGUUUCCUACAUCACUCAUUACUGAUUCAUGAGUACCAGUCAUUACAAGGCAUUAUAUGUUUGGGACAGACUGGUGUACUGUACACAGAGACGGGUUUGCGCAUUCUUGGAAGGCCUGCUUUGACUUUUUGUAAGGA